Cylicostephanus goldi is the source of this 587-nucleotide messenger RNA. The record is from the annotation of a GenBank genome assembly. Lineage: Eukaryota; Metazoa; Nematoda; Chromadorea; Rhabditida; Strongylidae.
AUGGGUUUUCCACCAGAAGUUGAAGGAGAAGUGCACAGUGUAGCCAACCUUGCACAAACUUACAGUCAUCGCGCUCUCAAAGUUAGCAGUUCCAGUGGUUUGUUAUGUUUGGCAAUCCUGGGUGACAACCUACAAGGCGUAAAUAGACAAGCUGUUCUUUCUUCGAUUAGAGCUUCGCAAAGAGAAGAUGGAAGUUUCUGGAGCGAAGGACAAGGGUCUGAGAGCGACAUGCGGUUUGUAUAUUGCGCAGUUGCUAUCUGUCAUAUAUUGCAAGAUUAUUCAUAUAUCGAUUGGGAUCUACUAAAAAGUUUUAUUAGAGCUAGCUUAAAUUAUGAUGGAGGGAUAGGGCAAGGUCCUGGAGACGAAAGUCAUGGAGGGUCAACAUUCUGUGCCAUUGCUUCUCUAUCACUCUCCAAUCGUCUUUGGGAUGAGUCAGUACUUACGCGAAAAGAAAUUAGUCGAUUAGUCAAAUGGGCCUUAUGGAAACAUGAUCAUGGUUUCCAUGGCAGAGCUCAUAAGGACGAUGAUAGUUGUUAUGCCUUUUGGAUAGGUGCAACGUUAGAGGUGAGAUUGUGCCUCAUUUAAAU